AUGUCGGCACCACUAGUCAAGGUGCUACACCGAUUGCAAGAGCUAUUCCAUAACGUGGUCGCCGCACUCGAAAACAUGAUUCUAUUCCCCUCAUUCUUCCGCGACCUCUCGCGACGCCGCCGAAAGACCUUCCUCGGCGCCCAUUGGAAACGCCGCAGCCUCGACGACUUCGCCGAAGAAGUGGAGACCUCGUGCUCGACGCCGCUGUCAACACGCAACAUGAUCGACAUGUCAGAGAAGAUACGCGCACAGUUUCGGGAAUGUUUACAGACUAGCACCUGCUGCAUGCUUCCAUCCUACGAUACUGCGCUUCCCGCUGGCUCGGAAAAGGGCACAUAUCUCGCAUUGGACGUGGGCGGAUCGACAUUUCGCGUAGCUUUGAUUGAAUUGAAUGGACGGGAUGAGGAAGUGCGCAUCUUGAAGGUGUCAUCUGUACACAUUGAUGAACAACUCAAGAUGCUGGAAGGGACACAAUUUUUCGAUUGGAUGGCAGGGCAGAUUGAGACCAUACUGCAGGAAGUUGGAACAGACUACGGGCGUGGUGAUGUACCACUGGCGAUGGGAUUGUCCUGGUCUUUCCCCAUUGAACAGACGUCGCACAGCAGCGGGUUGGUGAUCGAAAUGGGUAAGGGCUUCAAGGCCUCCAAUGGCACGGUAGGCAAAGAACUGGGUGAUCUCCUUAUCCAGUCAUGCCGCAAGCGCAAUUUGAACGUAGAAGUUGCCGCUAUCGUGAACGACAGCUCGGCGGCUCUGCUAUCGCGUGCCUACGUCGAUCCCAAGACCCACAUGUCUCUCAUUUUGGGUACCGGUACCAACAUGGCGAUUCACUUCCCGGUGCACGAGAUUGGAACGUCCAAGUUUGGAGUCCGUCCGGAGGGCUGGUUCGACCACGCCAAGCAUGUUCUCAUCAACACCGAGAUGAGUAUGUUUGGCGGAGGCGUGCUGCCUAUGACACGGUGGGAUGACAUACUGAACCGCACGCAUCUGCGUCCCGACUACCAGCCCCUCGAGUACAUGAUCACAGGUCGGUACCUGGGCGAGAUUGUGCGUCUGAUCAUUGUCGAGGCAACCGAAACCGCCCGCCUAUUCGGCGGCGAGCUACCACACUCCAUGCGUGAACCCUAUUCCUUCGACACAAGCAUCGUCGCCUGCCUCGAGGGUGACUCCUCCACCUCCCUUUCUACCUCCGCCGCCCUCCUGCAAAAGCAUCAUACCUUCCACAACCAACCCUCCGUUGAAGACCUGCGAUUCAUGCGCCGCAUCUCUCAGACAGUCUCCCGCCGUGCCGCUGGAUACCUGGCGACAGCCAUCCACAGCAUGUGGUGCCUCCGUAACGAGGUGGAAUUCCCCGCACCCCUAUCCACCGUCCACUCUCUCGUUAAGGAAUCCCCCGCAAUCACCGUCAUCGAGAGCGGACACUCGGAUAAGAACCUUUCCAUCGCCUGCGACGGCGCCGUCAUCAACAAGUAUCCCGGCUUCCGUGCUACCUGCCAGAACUAUCUGGAUCAGUUGACCGAGGAAACGUAUCCGGGUGCCGGAUGCUCCAUCCGUCUCAACCCGGCGCCUGAAAGCGCCAUUCUCGGCGCAGCUGUGUCAGUUGCCGUGUCAGUUGCUGAGAACUCCACUCGGCUAUAA
Penicillium samsonianum is the source of this 1635-nucleotide messenger RNA. RefSeq names its product putative hexokinase. The record is from RefSeq and is a predicted model, not a curated record. Gene Ontology annotation, molecular function: ATP binding; fructokinase activity; mannokinase activity. Gene Ontology annotation, biological process: intracellular glucose homeostasis; glucose 6-phosphate metabolic process; glycolytic process. Bases 1 to 1635 code for a protein of 544 amino acids. Gene Ontology annotation, cellular component: cytosol; mitochondrion. The transcript has a single exon. NCBI's taxonomy places the organism in Eukaryota, Fungi, Ascomycota, Eurotiomycetes, Eurotiales, Aspergillaceae.